Messenger RNA from Pseudophryne corroboree (corroboree frog), 1323 nucleotides. It is a transcript of the gene BLCAP, whose product is annotated as BLCAP apoptosis inducing factor. The coding region runs from base 223 to 486 and encodes 87 amino acids. The transcript is spliced from 2 exons. The record is from RefSeq and is a predicted model, not a curated record. Lineage: Eukaryota; Metazoa; Chordata; Amphibia; Anura; Myobatrachidae.
CCUACCACUGAGCACCAGGUGGCGCACUCGUCCCAUGGAAAUGGAGGCGGUGCUCUGUGUGGCGUCAUGACGCAGGAAGGGCCCGAAACGUAGCUUGGAGUGUUCGGCGAGGUGCCUGUGAGAGCCGCGGCCUUGAGCACAGUGUGCAGCGCCGGUGCUGGCCACGCAGUAAAUCCCUUAACAAGAACACAAGAAAGGUGUGACCUACACCCAACUGCCACCAUGUACUGUUUGCAGUGGCUGCUUCCUGUGCUCCUGAUUCCUAAACCACUGAAUCCAGCCCUCUGGUUCAGUCAUUCUGUGUUUAUGGGAUUCUACUUACUGAGCUUCUUACUGGAGAGGAAACCAUGCACCAUCUGCGCCUUGGUCUUUCUGGGAGCCCUCUUCCUUAUUUGCUACAGCUGCUGGGGUAACUGCUUUUUGUACCAUUGUGGUGCCAGCCAGCUACCUGUCUCAGCCCAUGACCCAGCUGUGGUGGGCACUUAAAGAGUUUACACAAUUCUUUUAUCUCAUGGAUUGCUUUUUGCCAGGGACGUGGCACCACUUGCGCCAGUGUGUGUUUCUUGAAGAUGAAACUGGGACAACAGUGACUCCAUGUUCAAUUAAGCAGAGACGACGGUUUUGGCGAAAUGGAUCCCCUCUUUCCCUGAUGCCGUGUAGCUAUUGGUGGGCAGAGACAUUUGCAUUACCAGCCCCUGGUAUUGUGGUGCUUGGGGGCUUUUAAUUGUAUUUUGGGGUGUUUUGCUCCUCCAACCACAGGUUUUUCAAAAUAAUGUUUACACUUCUUCUGUCCGCUCUGUCACAUUCUCAUGCCGCCUCUCAGCACAAACAGUUAUUUUUGAGGAUGGUUGGGCUAUGUGACUAGUUAUUGGGCUAUCUUAGUGAGGAAAAAGUGCACGUAUUGACAAAUCACUACAGCGUGCUUUAAAGUGUACCUGUUUCCUGCUGUUCAGCCUAUCCCUUUGCUAGGAACAGGGAAUUUCGUAGAGGCAAGAAGCAUUGUAUGUCUCGUGCCUCAUGAAUGUUGCUAGUUCCUAGUGAAUCGAUAGGCUGCGUUCUUAUGAAUAUUGCCUCCAUUCACAAACUUGCUGUGAGCAGGUGACUGUACACUUAGAAUUGCUCUUUUACCCAGGAAAACUAUGUAACUUCACCUAAAGUUUAAUUAAAUAUCAGUUGCCUACUGUUCAACUUACCAUUGUACUUGAUGGGGGGGAGGGGCUUUGCCAGGUUGUGUGCAGUCCUAAAGAUAUUUGUAUUUGGAUCAUGACACUUUACCCUUUUAUGUUGGAGGGAAACUAAAUAAAGCUUUAUUAAUUAUGGGAA